AAGGAGAAGCCUCGAGAAUUGACGAGACUGAAAAAUGAUUUUACUUCCGUAAGAAAAUAUUUGACUCAUUUACUGUAAUUGUACACCAAAUCAUGUAGAUUUACCAUUUGUGCGUUUAAAGCAUCAAGUAAGCAAGCAGCAUGCCUCUGAUCAAGCGUGAGGUGCAGCCAGUGAACCUGAGCAGGGGUAGUAUAGCCAAGGGUAUCCACAAUGAACUGGAGUGUGUAACCAAUAACAGUCUAGCCAAUGUGAUCCAUCAGCUGAGCAGUCUCAGUAAACAUGCAGAGGACAUGUUUGGAGAACUGUUCAAUGAGGCUAAUGCCUUCUUCCAGCGUGCCAAUCACCUGCAGGAGAGAGUGGAAAGGUUAAAGGUCAAAGUGACACAGCUGGAUUCUACUGUUGAAGAAGUGUCGUUACAAGAUAUCAACAUGCGUAAACCAUUCCGUGGUGCCAACCUGACUGACCAGCAGGUCGUGUCCAGGAGAACCAUGCCAGUGGCCAUGCAGGAGACAUAUCACAGAUGUGACCAGCCCCCUCCUCUGGCUAAACUUAACAUCUACAGGGAGGAUGGUAAAGACAGCAUGAAGUUCUACACAGAUCCUAGUUAUUUCUUUGAGUUAUGGCUACAGGAGAUGCAGAAAGACACAGAACAAAAGAAGGAGGAAUACAUCAGGAAGAGGAAAAAACAAAGGCCUCGCGCUGGUGGAACACACAGCAAGAAGCCCAGAGAAAUCAAAACCAGGAAAGAAUAUUAUGAAAAGUUCAAGGAUGGUGUGGAAUUGGCUGACAAUACCAGACAAGAACCACAGCAAAGGCCGAGACAAAGCCAGCAGCAUAAUCGCCCAGAUAGCCUGCAGUUCCAACAACAACACAACCAACAGAGGCCGCCCUCUUCCGCCAACAGUUACUACUCUCCUCGUAUGAGCCAGAUGGAUUCUGGGAGCACUGGGCCAGUCCCUGAGUACCACCAGCCCCCGCCCUAUGACCCCCAGAGAGGGGCCAGGAAUACCAGGUCUUCUUCCAUGUUGAAUAGUGGCCGACCCAUGCAGCCUCCUCCACAGCCACCCCCACAACAACCUGCCAUGACCUCUCCUCAAGAUUUACGAUAUAGAGGAGACAGUGGUAGCAGAGAGAGUCUGCCGCCACCACCACCACCGCCGCCAUUCAUGCAGCCCAUGAAUACUGCAGAAAACAACACCCCCUCCUCCCCAGACCCAGUGGAAUACCGUCACCUGUCCCCAGGGAGACCUGCCCCCAAGAGACCCUCUGCUGAAGACUUGCCCCCUCCACCCCCACCCCCUCCGAUAGCCAUGAUGAACGGCAGUGGGGGGAUACCCCAGGCCCCACCCACACCCCCUCCCCCCAUGCCAGACCCUGCUCCUAAUAUGGCCACCAACAUGGCUCCACCCCCACCCCCUCCCCCGCCACCCCCAGGGAUGAACACAGGGAGUGUGGAGGCAGGGCUGGCACCCCCUGACAUGGCGCCUGAUGAGGUGUCGCUGACGUCUACUAACAGCUCUAUCACUGCUGAUAACAAGACCCAGCCAGUGCGAGAUGAGAGGAGUGAUCUGCUGUCUGCCAUUAGACAAGUCAAGGAAAAGGGCUUCAAGCUGAGGAAAGUAGAAGAGCGUAAGAUGAAGGAAGAGCAGAAGCAGGCCAACAGUGGCAGUCUGGACGUACAGUCCAUCAUGGACAAAGCGUUUGAGAUGCGUAGAAAGGCCCUGGAGGCCAGUGAUUCUGAGGAGGAAGAAUGGGAAGACGGAGGAGAGUGGGGCAGUGAUGAUGAUUAAUGAAAGUGUUCUACAUGGAUCAGACACGGAGGAGAGUGGGGAGUGAUAAUAAUGUAUAUUUGACUCUGUAUGGAUCCUGCUGAAUAGUUGAACUACAAGUUAGAAAUAUCAUAGUUAACUUUUUUGGUUAAAUUUAAAUUGACUUUCAAGGAAUAGAUCAUCAAUAGGAGAAGUGUUUGCAUCAAGCAGUUUCAAGAUGUAUCUUCCUAGUGUUCUGAUAAUGCAAAAGGAAGCAUGUGGUACAGGAAAAAAUAAACUUAAAUCCUAAGAAUAGUUUUAAAAAAGGAGAAAAUUUGGUUUGGGAACAUUAGUUAUAAAAAUGUUUUUGAAAAAAUUCUUAAUGCUGAACACGAAGGUAAAUGCUUAAGAAAAAUGAUAUUUCAUGUCAUAUGGUUCCAGUUAACAUUUGCAAGUAUAGUUAAAUAAAAUUAUUAAAUUUUCUUUUUGAUGAAAUGAGAUGUUGGAUUAUAGUAUUAACAAAAAGUACUUGAUACAUAGUAAUUAUGGGUAUGUUUAUGUUCCUGUAAUUUGAACAUCCUAAAAAGUCACAAACUGUGAUGAUAAAUGACUUAAUGAAACGAUUGUAUUUUAAAUCUAAGAAGAGGGAUAUUGUGUACAUUAUGAUAUCCAGUAUCUAGAGAAGAUGUCCAGUAUCUAGAGAGGAUGUCCAUUUUCUAACUGCACGCAGCAUCCAUAACUGCUUUCUGAAUUUUGUUAUGUAUGUAUAUGUGUGUGAGUUUGUAUGUAUGUGCGUGCAUGUAUAUGUGUUCACAUGGUCACACCCCUGGAACUGUGUUCUUGCUAAAAAGAUCUGUAAAUUGUUUAAUUUCAUAUAGGUUUAUAUGUACCCAUUGCCAGAAAGAAGUGAUACUUGAAAUUUUACUCACUAUUAGAGUACACGUUGAUUUUCCAAACAUUUAACCAAGCUCUAGUGGCAAUAAUGUUAAAAUCAGACAACAGAUGUUUUCAACAGUCAAAUAUUUCCUGUAUAACUUAAUAGCACUACACAGAAUACUGAUGAUGGUGAGACGAGCUAAUUUUGAUAGUUGAGAACUCCACAAGAAUUUGACUGUUAAUAUAUAAGUAAACUGGUCGUUAUGUGUUUUUAAGGGUCGGGUAAUUAAAAUGUUUUUUGUUAAUGUUAUGUUAUAGGGCCAAUUUUGUACUAUGGGAAAAAAUGAUGAGGAUAUGGUGAUUUUCACAUGGCAAGUCUUCAUAAACAGUAGAAUGAUAAGUUGGUAAACGGGUUUAGUAGGGCUCAGUGUUGUCUUAUAUCCUGCAGAUGAUAGGAUUUGAAAAGCUGUCGUGUUAUGUCUUUUAAUGAUGAAAUAUAUUGUUUUGUUUAUCAGUUAAAACCUUGAAUUUAAGUCAUGGUUGGUGUUACACGAAAAGUAUACGGUCUACUACCCGCACCAGAUGAUCUAGAUCAGUGUCCUUUGUGAUUGUCGUCCAGUAAGUCCUUGAGGUGAUUGAACCAUUGUUGUCCCCAACACUGACAAAUAAACUCUCGACAAC
Messenger RNA from Lingula anatina, 3305 nucleotides. RefSeq lists its product as uncharacterized. Gene Ontology annotation, cellular component: cytoskeleton; SCAR complex. NCBI's taxonomy places the organism in Eukaryota, Metazoa, Brachiopoda, Lingulata, Lingulida, Lingulidae. Gene Ontology annotation, biological process: positive regulation of Arp2/3 complex-mediated actin nucleation; actin cytoskeleton organization. The record is from RefSeq and is a predicted model, not a curated record. Gene Ontology annotation, molecular function: Arp2/3 complex binding; actin binding; protein kinase A regulatory subunit binding.